UUCACAAACUUCCAGGCGACUGGAGUUUCAAGUCGCAUUUUUCUCCCCUCUUUCCAAUUUCUCUCAUAUUUUUUUUCUAACAAAGAGAUAAUUUUAACAUUUCACAUAUGAUCGUUUCAACGAUCUCGGAGAAGGUGGAUAAGUCGGACGUUGAAUCCAUCUCGUCCGAAACUAUCAAAGAUGAGUCUGGCUUGAGUUUGUCGCGAGCUUACUCCGUCACUUCGGAACCACCUGCAUACAAGAAACAAACGGCUUCAUCGGUCCGUAUUGCUCGACUCAUUGCCAUCACUGUGGUGGCUGUAGCGCUCAUCUUGGGCACGGCUAUCGUUCUUGCCGCUUACUUGCAAAUGAGACACAAUGGUGUUGCCCUUCAUUCCGCGGCCCCAGCCAGCUCGACCGAGACGAACAAGGCGGCCACAGCAAGUUUGCCUUCGGCAUUAACAGGCGAUGCUCCCACUGCUGGGGCCGGCGAACCCGCUUCAUCCGAGUCAUCAUCUGAGGUGCCCGACGAUGAAAAGGACCACCGGCGCCUGGACACGGACGGCGACUUGUUGGAGGAAUUUCUGGAGAAUGAGGGCAAGAUCCUCCGGUUGCCCACCGGCAGCGAUCUGGAUAUCGACAUUGACGAAUUGACCAAAAUGUUCAUGAAACGGAAUCCGCUGGACAAAAGCAAAUGCGUUGUUGAGCGACGACCUCUCGAUGGUGCAGAAGAUUACGUUAAGGUUCUGCCAAUCACGGCUAAAAAUGCCACGGCCGUUCCUCUAAUGCCAAUCAUCUCCGGCGAACGCAUUUCCAUCAUCUGCUCGAGCGAUGAGGAUAGCAUCACAGAGCUGGACGAGGAAGAUGAUUCAGGACUCAUCCAUUCUAGACCCAUUUUCAUGCCGUUUGACAUGCAUCCUCCUAUGAGGAUGAAUCCGUUCAGUAUGAUGGGAGGCAUGCCAAUGAAUUCCAUGUCUGCCAUUGGACCGAUCCCUUUGAUGAUGAACCCUAAUCAGAUGAUGCCCCCAAGAUCCAUGAGACCACCAAUAUCAUUAAAUCUCACUCCUCCUUUUGAUUUGAACAAUGCCCUGCUGGAACAGCGCCUUUUAAAUCCUCUUAACGUUCCUCCACCACCACCACCACAAAUGCGAUCUCCCUUCCAAGCCUUCCCAGCUGGACGGCCCUUCCGUUUUCCCGAAGCUAACCUACGCCAAAUGAGACCAUUCGGCCCAGUUUCAACUCCUCCGCCACCCCAGUUUCAACCGUUUCAACAACGUCCAUUUGACGGACACGCAAUGGCUGAAAAGCGUUUUAACCUUCCGUCCGACCUCAUUCCGGACAAUAGUCAGGAGAAAUCUCAUGUUCCAGAACAUCGCGGCAUGAACUCUGAUCCAAUCCGACCUCCUCUGGUCACUGCUCGCCCUGUUCCGCUCUUCCGUGAACGCCAGCGCGCGCCAGACUUUCAAGGCCUACCGGAAAGUCUGCUCAGCCUAUUAGAAGAUUUGCCUGGUAUCCUGGGCGCGGAAGAGCCUCAACCUAUUCAAAGACUCUCCAUCCGACCUGAACAGCCAAAUAUGCCCGUCUUCCGCGUUCCUAAAUUCUUGUUAGACACUCCCCGGCCGAAAGUAGCUGAAGGAGUGAGCACCACUGAGAUGCCUUCAGGCCCAGUCCAAUUGCCCAAUCGUCCAGUUACUCUUCCUUUCUUGCAAGUUCCUCCAUUGCCGGCUGCUCUAGUCGGUAAAGAACGUUCCGCUCCUAUCCCAGUCAACAUUCCUUUCUUGAACGUACGCAAUGCUGUGCCUCCUGUGCCCAGCCAAAUGGCCGCGCCGGAUCGCCGCCAGGGUCGCGCUUCGUUUUUCGAACGUCUCAUGGACUCCAUUCUCUCGCCAGUUAACAACCGUCAUUCGUCUAAAAAUGAGAAAUCUGUCGAAUCCGUGUCUGCGGAUAGCCGCCCAGCUCAACCCGUUCGCAUUGGAGGUCGAGGAUUACGUACUAUGCCUGAAAACGGACCUGCCCUAGACCGUGGGAUAAUCAUAGCCCGUCCUGUUACACCCGAGGAUGAGCCUAUCGCACCCGAACAGGAUCGUCGUGCUAGAGCACACUUUAUCCAGCCACGUUCGCUGAAAGUCAACUGAAACGGUGAUUGAAGGAAACACAAGAGAAGAAAGAAAAGCUGCCAGCUUGUGCAGCACUUGUUAUUUUGGGUGACGAAGACAUCCGUCCACGCGUAUUUUUUUACGAAUUAGAUUUUUAAGAUGACCAUAAAAAUAUCGUAUUUUUUUAAGAAGACAAAAUUAUCUUUUUUGCUUUCUGACUUUCUGUUUUGCCACCAGCAAUUCUUCUUCUUUGACUUCCACCUUACACUAUAUUAUUGGUUAUCACCUUUAACCAUGUACAAAGUGCGUGCGUUCUUGAUCGGAAAACAAACAAUUAAAUUGCGAAACAACACAACAAAA
Molecule: messenger RNA, 2435 nt
Organism: Daphnia carinata
Lineage: Eukaryota; Metazoa; Arthropoda; Branchiopoda; Diplostraca; Daphniidae
Gene: Msr-110
Exons: 5
Coding region: 108-2114 (668 amino acids)
Source: RefSeq, a predicted model, not a curated record